ACAACAACAACAAUGGCACCAACAACCAUUGCCGUACCUGCAAAGGUUACCAGUCUCCACACACAGUUUGUUGACACAUCUUAUUUGGUUGUGAACUGGACUGGACCAAGUGGACAAAACCUKUCCUACAGAGUACACUGGACAGAUGGAAACAGUGGCAAGAUUUCAGCAGUGAACCAACAAUCAAUGAACAUUACAAAUCUGACCCCUGGAGUCCAGUACAUAAUAGCUGUUUGGGCUGUUGCGAGUGAUAAUCAAACUAAAGGACAGAAUGUCACAAUUCCUGUUUAUACACAGCCUAAUGUGGUGAGGGAUCUUGGUGUAACUGAAGUCACAACUUCCACUAUAUUUCUGAACUGGACUAAACCACUGGGAGAGAGAUACUUCUUUAUUGUACAGUGGACAGAUGGAAAGAUAACCAAUAGUUCCAGUGUAAUGGAAACAAAUAUAAAUAUUACUAAUCUGAUCCCUGGAGUCUUUUAUACAAUCACUGUCACUGCUGUGGCUGGUGAUAACUAUACUAAAGGAGCCAAUGAUUCUGUGCCACAGUACACAAAGCCUGAAAUAGUUCGAAAUCUGACUGUCAGUAAUUUCACAACAUCCUCUGUGUUUGUGAGCUGGACUGCACCAGAGGGAAAUACCUCUUUCUAUAGAGUUCAGUGGACCAAUGGARCAAACCAUCAGACAAUAAAUGUGACCGAUACAUUUAGGAACRUUACUAACCUGACUGCUGGUGUGUUGUGUAAAAUAAGUGUCACURCUGUAGCAGGUGAUACUUAUACUGAAGGAGCUGGUGUUUCUGUGUCACACUACACAAGACCAGGCUCAAUCAGUUCUCAUCAAACGUCUGUAACCACGUCCUCCAUCUUGUUGAACUGGACAACACCUGUUGGUCAGGUGUUCCUUUACAAGGUGGACUGGGUUUACAAUGGUGGUUCAUCCUUGUCCACUAAUACAACCGAUUCUUCUGUAAUUCUAUCAAACCUGAACUCUGGAACCAACUACACAAUUACAGUCACUGCUUUUGCUGGAGACCGCAACACAACCGGAGCGCCUUAUAAAAUUAAUCAAUUUACAAGACCUCAAAAGAUUAACAACAUCAUGGCUACAACAAGAGGAACAAAACAUUUAAACCUCACCUGGACUUUACCUGGAGGAAGAGUGGACAAUUAUGUGGUGAAAAUCUCAAACGCAGAUAUACCAUAUGUGGUAUCAAAUACCACACCAAAUGCCACAUUCCUUUUCAAUGAUUUAUCUCCUGGAAGACUCUUUACAGUCACAGUGACGUCUGUGGCAGGAAACUUCACUAACACGUCUGACCAGGCUUCAUUUGCCACCUAUCCCACACCUACUGGAUCCUGCGUCAUCAGCUACCAAUCAAACUCUUCGCUCCAGCUGCAGUGGGCAGUCCCACCUUGGAUGAACGGUGCUCCUAACAUCAACUAUUUUAUUGCCUACAAGCCUGGGAGUGGUGGCAAUCAAACAACGAACUCCACAGGAACAGAGCUGACUGGUCUCAUGUCAGGAACUUCGUACAGCGUUAGUAUAACAACUGUUGGACCCCAAAAUUUAAGCAGCACAGCUGUUUGUAACUCUUUCUACACCCGACCAAAUUCUGUGACUAAUCUGACUCAGACAGAAAUCACCACAAACAGUUUGACCUUAACAUGGAACCAGACAGACAGCAAACAGGACUACUCGUAUAAGGUGCAGGUCAACAGCACUCCUCCAGGUUUACCAGGAACACAGACAAACACCACAAACUCCACAGUCUUUACAGUCUCUGGCCUCAAGGCUGGAAGCAACUACAGCUUCACUGUCACUACACUAACAGCAGAUGGCACUCCAGCACAACCUGUGAUGGUAUCCUAUUUCACACGGCCCAAUGGUGUUACAGGUUUCACUGCAACAACACUAAACACAACUACUACUCAUCUAAACUGGACAAUUCCAGAGGACAAUGUAACCUACACAUACUGGGUGACGACGACAGGCUGUGGAUUCCAAAACCAGACCAUAUCUGGGAAGAGCGUAGACAUCUCAGCGCUCACCCCUGGAACCAACUGUACAUUCUGCAUUUCUGCCAUGGCAGCAAAUGGAAUUAAAGGAGAAGAAAGCUGCACCUGGAGCUACACAAAACCAGAGCUGGUGCAGCCCAGCGUCCACAAUGGGGGCUCUAACUGUUCAGUCGAARUAUCAUGGACGCCCCCUAAUGGAAAUGUGGAGAGAUAUGCACUUUCUCUAAACGGCACUUUGAAAAAUGUUGAGCUGGGUCCUAAUAAUAACUCCUUCUUGUUUGGCAACCUGUCGGCUGGAGUCCUUUAUAGCAUCAUGUUGACCACAUGCAGCGGACCCUACUGUGUAUCAUCAGAUUAUGUCACUAAUGCAACAUACCCGAAUCCUCCCGGGCCAAUUGAGAUCCUGGAGAAGACAACCAGCUCCAUUGGGUUUAACUGGACCGAGGCUCCUUUAAUGACCAAUACAACGUUCAACUACGUUCUGACAAUAACACAACCCCUACAAGAUGGGAACCCCUCUGUCCAAAUUAAAACAAACACUUACAAUUUUUCCUCACUGUUUUCUGGGACGUGCUACAACAUUUCAGUGAGAACACAAGGACUGAUGGGGUUUGAGAGUGAGGCUGUUCACAAAGACAUGAUCUUCACAAGACCACUAACUGUGCAGAAUCUCACAACCACUGUUGAAGUGAAGUCUGUCACCGUUAAUUGGGCCCUACCUGCUGWUCACAAGGAAACCUAUCAGUACAAUUUGACCUGGAUGAACUCAAAUGGGAGAGUUCAUUAUACUUUGCCUAAUAAAACUGUAUAUAACAUCACUGACCUGGUGCCUGGAAGCUUGUAUAGCAUUAGCAUCACCACAGAGACCUCUGAUAGAACACAGUCUGCCCCAAAAAGCACUUCUGUCUGCACAGGAGCAAGCCCUGUGGUGGGUUUAACGUGUAAUGGACCAAACUCAGGAGAUGCAGUACUCAUUUUUAAGUGGAAUCAACCUGAAGGAGAGUACUCUAGCUUCCAGUUUAAUGGAACCAACAUUACACCAAGUACUAGCCCUUGUUGUCAAAACACUGUUUCCGGCCUUCUUUACAAUACUUCAUAUAAUGUAGCUGUGGAGACAUUAAGUUGUGGACUCCCGAGCACUCGUGUGACUCUUAUCUGCUCUACAGGCAUCACAAAUCCAAAGCUUCCAACAAACUACUCAGAAUUUGUAAAUUCAACUCGAGGGUUACAGAUGUUCACAGUUGUAAUUAACUUCCAACUGCUAGACGACAGCCAUGGGCCAAUCACACAUGUUGGUAUUCUGGUAACGAAUAAAAGCAACGAUAUGCCAUUGUGCUUUUCACUUCUUUGGAAAUGAAAAACGAUCUAGUGGAUUCCACAAGAUCAAUCCUCUCAAUAACAACUUACUUUUCAGUUGAGCUUUUGCCACAAAACUCAGGUAUCAAUGUCAUUGCUAUUGGAGCAGCACUGGGGAUUUUGGGGAUUCUCUUGGUUAUCCUCAUAGGCGCCAUCAUCUACUGGAGAAGGUUAUCCAAUAAGGAGCCAUCAGAGAUCCAGACUCCAUCCAUGAGGAUGAGAGCCAAAGUAAGUUUGGCUGUGAGGGUGGAGGAUUUCGAAACCCACUACAAGAAACAGAAAGCAGACUCCAGCUGCGGCUUUGCUGAAGAAUAUGAGGAUCUGAAAUCUGUUGGUACAGCUCAGGCAAAGCUCCACGCCAUGUCUUUAGACAACAAGCCUAAAAACCGCUACAAUAAUGUGCUUCCUUAUGACUCUUCAAGGGUGAAACUCUCUAUUAUCCACGGAAAUCCGAAUGAAGAUUACAUCAAUGCUAACUACAUGCCGGGUUACCUCUCCAGGAAAGAGUACAUUGCAGCUCAGGGUCCUUUGCCCAUAACAGUCAACGACUUCUGGAGAAUGAUCUGGGAGAAGAACGUUUACACUGUGGUCAUGCUAACACGCUGUAACGAACAAGGAAGAGUCAAAUGUGAGCAGUACUGGGCUUAUGGCACCAAGCACUGCGACGACUUCACUGUGACAAUAACCUCUGAAAUAACGCUGGAGGACUGGACUAUCAGGGACUUCGACAUUAAAAAUGUAAAAACAACCGAGGUCCGUUCAGUUCGUCAGUUCCACUUCACAGCCUGGCCGGAUCACGGCGUUCCAGAAACCACAGAGCUUCUGAUCAGCUUCAGACAUCUGGUCAGAGAGCACAUGAACCAGUACCAGCACUCCCCCACUGUGGUCCACUGCAGUGCCGGUGUGGGGCGCACAGGCACCUUCAUAGCCAUCGAUCGGCUGAUCUACCAGAUCGAAAGGGAAAAUAUUGUAGACGUAUUCGGCAUUGUUCACGAUCUGCGAAUGCAUCGACCCCUCAUGGUGCAGACAGAGGACCAGUAUGUGUUCCUAAACCAGUGUGCCUUUGACAUCAUCCGGUCRAGAACAGGGACCAAUGUAGAUCUAAUUUACCAAAACGCAGCCGCAAUCUCAAUUUAUGAAAAUAUAGAUCCACACCAAGGGUAUGGCAGUGAAUAUGACUAAUCGUUUAGUUCUUUCAUUGUUUCUUUAUGAGAAGCAGCUGAGCAACGUUAUAAAGGGAAUAGUUGUAACUAUUUGUGCUGUACCGAUUUUUGUAUCAGCCACAGUCUUCCAACAAACUUUUGUGUAAAUCUUGCUGUAAGUUGUAUUUAUUUGUUCAAAAACUGUUGAAUGUUUGAUAAAGGAAGGAAACUGCUCAGAGACUACUGGACAUAAUCAACAAAAAAAUAAUGAUCACUKUAUGUAAACAUCUGGAUGUUUCCUGUUUUUGUAUAUUUUUGAGUCACGCAAGUGUUUUAAAAUGCUUCCUACUGUAUAUGAAUGAUAAAUCAGUUUUGCUCAGGUAGUUUAUUUUUUAUUUUUUGGUAAACUGUUUUUGUAUUUUUACAGGGAUUUUGUCUUUGGAAAAGACUUGUACAAAAAUGCUGGUUAGACACUUUGUGCCAUUUACGUUCUGUACACUUUAGCACCACUAGGGGGCACUGUUCUUUUAUUCAUUUAAACAGAUAAAUAAGGACCAAAUAUAAGGAAGCGUAAAUUAUUCACGUUUUUUUUUUCUUGACUAACAAAAUGUGCAAUGUAUUUUAAUGAAGAAUUUUAUUUGUUUGAGUCUUCUUAUUUAUAUGCAUUGUGAUGUAAAUAAUGCACUGGAUGCAUUYGUCUUUGACACUGUCCACUUUAAACAAAAGAAAUUAUAUUUUUGUAUUUGUACUGUUAAUUAAGUUUAGGCCAGUCCUUGAUGAAAUGAAAUAUUUUACCUACCAUAUCUCACUUGAUUUUUACAGCUCAGGAACUCACUGCAAGAGGAACAUUUUAUUGGUGGUUAUGUAAAACCAGAAUAUGCAACCAUGUGUACUGUAAAAUAAAAAAAACUAAUUUUCA
Austrofundulus limnaeus is the source of this 5435-nucleotide messenger RNA. RefSeq names its product protein tyrosine phosphatase receptor type Jb, tandem duplicate 1 (gene ptprjb.1). The record is from RefSeq and is a predicted model, not a curated record. NCBI's taxonomy places the organism in Eukaryota, Metazoa, Chordata, Actinopteri, Cyprinodontiformes, Rivulidae. Gene Ontology annotation, molecular function: protein tyrosine phosphatase activity; protein binding. Gene Ontology annotation, cellular component: signaling receptor complex. Gene Ontology annotation, biological process: peptidyl-tyrosine dephosphorylation involved in inactivation of protein kinase activity.